Engraulis encrasicolus (European anchovy) is the source of this 1455-nucleotide messenger RNA. Its product is annotated as V-type proton ATPase subunit e 1-like. Gene Ontology annotation, molecular function: proton-transporting ATPase activity, rotational mechanism. The coding region runs from base 262 to 507 and encodes 81 amino acids. Gene Ontology annotation, biological process: proton transmembrane transport. The record is from RefSeq and is a predicted model, not a curated record. The transcript is spliced from 3 exons. Lineage: Eukaryota; Metazoa; Chordata; Actinopteri; Clupeiformes; Engraulidae. Gene Ontology annotation, cellular component: proton-transporting V-type ATPase, V0 domain.
GAUUAGAUUAUAUUGCAUUGGAAACAAUGAACAAUUGUGAAAAUGAGACCCAGUGCCACCGUUUCAAUAUAAUCAAACAUUUCUGCUGCUGAACUUCACAGACUUCUCUCUUGUGUAUAACCAACCAAUCCGCGCUUUCCUAAGUCAUGUGACUUCAGUUCCUGAUGUGUCGGAGUACGUAGAGAAAGUCUGUCAAAAGUUACUGUACCGGUAUUGACUAGAAACGUUUUGAAAACAGCGUAUUAUUAAGAUAAGACAGCAAUGGCAGAACACACAUUUGCGAUUUCGAUGGCGGGUUUCACUUUGUUUUGGGGAUUCGUUGGGGGAGUUGUCCCAUGGUUCAUUCCUAAAGGACCAAACCGAGGAGUCAUCAUCACCAUGCUAGUACUCACGGCCGUGAGCUGCUAUUUAUUUUGGCUGAUCGCAAUCCUGGCACAGCUUAAUCCACUGUUCGGACCGGCAUUGAGCAAUGACACCAUUUGGUACCUAAAUCAACACUGGUCGUAGUCACACAGACACAGGAGGUCAUCAUAACAGAGGACAAAAGACUUAAUCAGCACUUCAACACAAGGACCAAAACUUGCACCCUUUUUUUAAAACAACAACAACAAAAAAUCUCUACCGCUCGCAUAACUUAAGCUACUAACAAGAUUCAAUUUGAGGGUGUGCUUUUUGUUCAGAUAUACCCUGUCCUGGCUCUUCCAUUUGGGCCAAUGAAAUGCAGCGAGUACAGGAGCUGAGCUAGUAUUCAUUAACUUAACAUUAUUGUCAGUCCAACCAAGAAUAACGAAGCUUAUUGUGUUUUUUUUUUUAAGCUUUCCUGCAUGGAAAAGUUCUUUCUCUUGACCGACAAGAAAGUGCUGGUUUCUCAUCAGCUCAAAGUAUUAUUCGCCCUCUUUUUUGUUUGUCAAGUGUUGUGUUUCUGCUGAGUAACCUGUUAUUUAGUGAGAAGGCUGGCACGAGGCCCUGGAACGCGGGCAGAUUCUAAGUCAGCGGGUGCAUUGCAGACUCCUCGAGACUGCCCAAGGGCCUUGGACUCAGGCCUAAGCUGACAGUCUUGGACCCUCUCACCACAGUAGUCCAACCCCCCCUGCCACCGCCAGCACCCAAACACCCACCCGCCUGCUCACCCCCUUCUUAUUGAAGCCAUUUCAGAAUUGCUUUGGGAAGGACUCAAAAGAGUUCUUUACAAAACCACAAUGUCUCAAAAACUCCCUGAAAUCUUGGAAUUCCCACGUCCUGUAUGAACCCAUGUCUUGUGUCACUCUUGUCUAAAUGUGAGAUGAUUUAGUGCAAAAGAGUAAAUAACAUCAUGCUUGUGUUUCAUGUUUUCACUUCAAGGAUGCCUUUGUAUAUCUGAAGAUUUGCUGGUAUGUUGACGUAAUUAAUUAUUGAGAUUUUUUUGUAGCUUUAUGCUGCAAUUGAGCAGAAAAAUACACUGAUUUACCUUUUUAA